AUGCCUGGAGCCCCGCCCCCUUACGCUGCACCUCCCUUCACGCCUCCCACCAUACCCUCCUCCUGGCCUCCACCUGGGAACACGGCCUCCAUGGGUGAGAUCCAGUUCGAGGGUUUACAGUUGCUCACACAUCCAGAUCGUCUAUGGAUCUGGCAAAAGAACGUGUAUACAGACGAAAACCAGCGCACCUGGAUGUCUAUAACCGUGGAGAACGAUGGUGUCCUCUUCGUCCUCAUGCAGCAGGUGGAUGUCGCUCUGGGGCCGGCGCUGCGCCCCAGCCAGAUCCCUCCAUCCCAGCUGCCUUUGCUGUGGCAGUUCUACCCCGACGAAAGACGCUACCGCGGCUCCGACUCCAGCAAAUGGCAUGUCGUGUACCAUGUUAAGUACAACGGCCAAGAGGACAUGCUUCUACAACGGCUGCCAGAGCCCAAGCAGGAGUGA
Messenger RNA from Chrysochloris asiatica (Cape golden mole), 441 nucleotides. It is a transcript of the gene TCL1A, whose product is annotated as T-cell leukemia/lymphoma 1A. NCBI's taxonomy places the organism in Eukaryota, Metazoa, Chordata, Mammalia, Afrosoricida, Chrysochloridae. Gene Ontology annotation, molecular function: protein serine/threonine kinase activator activity. The transcript is spliced from 4 exons. Bases 1 to 441 code for a protein of 146 amino acids. Gene Ontology annotation, biological process: positive regulation of peptidyl-serine phosphorylation. The record is from RefSeq and is a predicted model, not a curated record.